Messenger RNA from Sarcophilus harrisii (Tasmanian devil), 8354 nucleotides. It is a transcript of the gene MAGI1, whose product is annotated as membrane associated guanylate kinase, WW and PDZ domain containing 1. Gene Ontology annotation, biological process: signal transduction. Gene Ontology annotation, cellular component: cytoplasm. Bases 912 to 5477 code for a protein of 1521 amino acids. Gene Ontology annotation, molecular function: protein binding. The record is from RefSeq and is a predicted model, not a curated record. NCBI's taxonomy places the organism in Eukaryota, Metazoa, Chordata, Mammalia, Dasyuromorphia, Dasyuridae. The transcript is spliced from 22 exons.
GAGAGAAAAAAAAGUUGAAAACAGACACUGAUCGGGGAUGGGGGUGGGGGGAAGAAAACCCACAAGCCUCUCCUAAAUUGCUGGACCGAUGCCUUAAGAGAAAAGAGGAGAGUUUGCGCCUGGAGAUGGAGCGGCGUUAGGACCCAGCGGGAAGAACUUUGGAAUCUCCUCCGAAGGGGAGGGGGCAGGGAAGGAGUUAGCGGCUCCAGGGCGCAGGCGCGCGCGUUUACUAUCGCCGGUCGUGGAGCUCGGUGGGACGGAAUAGAAUGAAAUGUAACAAAACAAGCUGAGCCUUUGUAGCUGUUUAAAGGGGCCGCGGUCCCUUCCCUCCCGCCUCCCGCCUCCUUCCCCUCCGACGUGCCCCUCCAGCUAGAGCCGGGCUCUGGGCUCCGGGGAAUCUGGUCCAGCUAGGCUAGCGCUUUCUGAAACCCACCUCGGGAGGCAGCGCGACCGAGGAGAGCGUCCGUGAGGAAGACCCCCGCGCAGAGAGAGCAGCCACAGGGAGAGGAGGAAGGCACCAGCCCGGAGUGGGCUGCGGUCCCCGGGCGCCCCGGGCCGGCUUGCGCAGCGUGGAUCUCCGGGGACUGGAAUGCAAACAAAGCUGGCCGCUGGCAGGGGCGGGAGCCCGGAGGCGCCGAGAAAGUUUGCCUAAGGAUGGCUUGAGCUGGGGGAGGGCGAGCCGGCAAAGUUUCUUUCGUAGGCUUCUGUCUUCGGGGGUGCCCUCUGGGGACAUGCCCCUUCCGCGCCCCAGCUGAUCCGCGGGGUCCCGACGGCUGCUGCUGCUGCUGCUGCGAUCUGGGGCCACCUGUUUCUCAUUCCCGUGAAUCUGCGGGUCCGCUCCCGCGUGCGUGUGCACCCGAGUGUGUGUCGGGGGUCCGGGGUGAAGGGGCGCCGCGCGCGUGGCCGGGACCAUGUCGAAAGUCAUCCAGAAGAAGAAUCACUGGACUACAAAAGUGCAUCAGUGCACCCUGAGCCGGGGGCCCCAGGGCGAGCUGGGACUGACCGUCCUGGGGGGAGCCGAGUACGGCGAGUUCCCCUACGUGGGCUCCGUGGAGCCGGACGCGGAGGGGCUUGCCGCCGGCGGAGAGGGCAACGGUCUCAGCGAGGGCGAGCUGCUGCUGGAGGUGCACGGGGUCCGCGUGUCCGGCUUGCCCCGCUACGACGUUUUGGGAGUUAUCCAAAGCUGCAAGGAGUCCGUCACCUUCAAGGCCGUCAGACCAGGAAAUCGACUGAACAAGGAUUUAAGACAAUAUCUCAAUCAGCGUUUUCAAAAAGGAUCACCUGAUCAUGAGCUGCAGCAGGUUAUAAGAGAUAACCUUUACCGCCAUGCUGUGCCUUGCACAACUCGGCCUCCAAGAGAAGGAGAAGUGCCUGGGGUGGAUUAUAAUUUUCUGACGGUCAAGGAGUUCCUGGAUCUUGAGCAGAGCGGAACUCUCUUGGAAGUUGGUACAUAUGAAGGUAACUAUUAUGGGACACCCAAGCCUCCCAGCCAACCCGUCAGCGGGAAAGUGAUUCCCACUGAUGCUUUGCACAACCUUCCAACGGGCUCCAAGCAGUCAACCCCGAAACGCACUAAGUCCUACAAUGAUAUGCAAAAUGCUGGCAUAGUACACACAGAAAAUGACGAUGAGGAUGACGUCCCUGAAAUGAACAGUAGCUUGACAGAUUCUGGAGAACAAGAAGAGCACAAUCCCCAUAGUUCAAGAGAGACAACCUUGCCACCUGUGAAUAAUAGCAUCACCACUGUUCCCAUCACGGAACCAUCUCAGAAGCUCCCUCAAUACCUACCUCUUUGUGCAGAGGAAAACUUAGGUCCUCUACCUGAAAACUGGGAGAUGGCCUAUACCGAAAAUGGAGAAGUCUAUUUUAUAGACCACAACACAAAAACAACAUCUUGGCUAGACCCUCGGUGCCUAACCAAACAACAGAAGCCUCUGGAAGAAUGUGAAGAUGAUGAAGGGGUACACACCGAGGAAUUGGACAGUGAACUAGAAUUGCCUGCUGGUUGGGAAAAGAUUGAAGAUCCUGUAUAUGGUGUCUACUAUGUAGACCACAUUAACAGAAAAACACAAUAUGAAAACCCAGUCUUGGAAGCCAAACGAAAGAAGCAGCUUGAACAACAGCAACAGCAGCAGCAACAGCAGCAGCAGCAGCAGCAGCAGCAGCAGCAACAGCAACAGCAACAGCAGCAGCAGCAGGCGGAAGAAUGGGCAGAAGACCAUUCAUCUCUCGCUGCUCCUGUUGUUCCAAACCAUCCAACAAAUAACCAGGAGCCUGUUAGAGAACUUCCACUUCAGGGUAAACCUUUUUUUACACGAAAUCCAUCUGAGUUGAAAGGCAAGUUCAUUCAUACAAAACUGAGGAAAAGCAGCCGAGGCUUUGGUUUCACUGUUGUUGGUGGAGAUGAGCCUGAUGAAUUCCUCCAGAUCAAGAGUUUGGUCUUGGAUGGGCCCGCUGCAUUGGACGGCAAGAUGGAAACAGGGGACGUUAUUGUCAGUGUGAAUGAUACUUGUGUGCUGGGACAUACACAUGCUCAAGUUGUAAAAAUCUUCCAGUCCAUUCCCAUUGGUGCCAGCGUGGACCUCGAACUCUGCCGGGGUUAUCCAUUGCCUUUUGACCCAGAUGAUCCCAACACAAGCCUGGUGACUUCUGUGGCCAUUUUGGAUAAAGAGCCCAUCAUUGUGAACGGUCAAGAGAACUAUGACUCACCAGCCAGCCACAGUAGCAAGACGGGAAAGGUCAACGGCAUGAAGGAACCCCGACCCAGCAGUCCUGCCGAGGUGUCUUCAAAUGGUUCCCAUGGUUACCCCAACGAUACUGUCUCUUUGGCUUCUUCUAUAGCAACGCAACCAGAACUCAUCACUGUUCAUAUAGUCAAAGGACCAAUGGGUUUUGGCUUUACUAUAGCGGACAGUCCGGGCGGAGGAGGUCAAAGGGUCAAACAAAUUGUGGACAGUCCAAGGUGCCGAGGCUUAAAGGAAGGGGAUCUCAUAGUUGAAGUGAAUAAGAAGAAUGUGCAGAACCUCACUCACAAUCAAGUAGUGGAUAUGUUGAUCGAAUGUCCAAAAGGGAGCGAGGUGACAUUGCUGGUGCAACGAGGAGGUACGUUCAGCGGAAUCACAUUUUCACAAGGUGGGAGCCAAAAUGUUGUUUAUAUAUUUAUAUAUGUGUAUGCAGAAAUGCUGAACAAAGAGAAAAUGAUGGGCAGACACCCACUCGGAAGACCAAUAAUAACCCUCUGUUCUUUCCCUUUCCGACAGCAACCACUGGAGAGGAAAGAUAGCCAAAACAGCUCUCAGCAUAGCGUCUCCAGCCACCGGAGCGGACACACGGCUUCCCCUAGCCACAGCACACAGGCGCUGCCCGACUUCCCUCCCGCUGAGGCCCCAGCAGCAGACCAAAUAGACAGCUCUGGACAGAAAAAGCCAGAUCCCUUCAAAAUCUGGGCUCAGUCCAGGAGCAUGUAUGAAAGCCGACUUCCAGAUUUCCAAGAACAAGAUAUCUUCCUAUGGAGAAAAGAAACGGGAUUUGGCUUUAGAAUUCUAGGUGGAAAUGAACCUGGAGAGCCUAUUUAUAUUGGUCACAUCGUACCACUGGGUGCUGCUGACGCAGACGGUCGCCUCAGGUCUGGAGAUGAGCUAAUCUGUGUUGACGGGACACCAGUGAUUGGAAAAUCUCACCAGCUCGUGGUCCAACUUAUGCAACAAGCUGCCAAGCAAGGCCACGUCAACCUCACUGUGCGACGUAAAGUGGUAUAUGCGGUCCCCAAAGCAGAAAAUGAGGUUCCUUCCCCAGCAUCUUCCCAUCAUAGCAGCAACCAGCCGGCUUCCCUGACGGAGGAGAAGCGCACUCCCCAGGGCAGCCAGAACUCUCUGAACACCGUGAGCUCAGGCAGCGGCAGCACUAGCGGGAUCGGCAGCGGUGGUGGUGGGGGCAGCGGAGUGGUGAGCACAGUGCUGCAACCCUAUGAUGUGGAGAUCCGCCGGGGGGAGAACGAAGGCUUUGGUUUUGUCAUCGUAUCUUCUGUGAGCAGACCAGAGGCAGGGACCACUUUUGGAAAUGCAUGUGUGGCCAUGCCCCACAAAAUAGGUCGGAUAAUUGAGGGGAGUCCUGCUGACCGCUGUGGCAAACUGAAAGUAGGAGACCGGAUCUUGGCCGUGAAUGGAUGUGCCAUCACCAACAAAUCCCACUCAGACAUUGUCAACUUAAUCAAGGAAGCUGGAAACACGGUUACCCUCCGCAUCAUUCCAGGGGAUGAAUCCUCAAAUGCUACUUUGUUGACCAACGCUGAAAAGAUUGCCACCAUUACCACCACACACACUCCUUCCCAACAAGGAGCCCAGGAGACCAGGAACAACGCUAAACCAAAGCAGGAAUCACAGUUUGAUUUCAAAGCCCCCCAAGCUGCACAGGACCAAGAUUUCUACACUGUUGAACUGGAAAGAGGAGCCAAAGGAUUUGGUUUCAGUCUUCGAGGUGGCAGAGAGUAUAAUAUGGAUCUCUAUGUCUUGCGAUUAGCUGAGGAUGGUCCAGCAGAGAGAUGUGGAAAGAUGAGGAUUGGUGAUGAAAUCUUAGAAAUCAAUGGCGAAACCACAAAAAAUAUGAAGCAUUCUCGGGCUAUAGAACUGAUUAAAAAUGGCGGCCGCAGAGUUCGUCUAUUUCUGAAACGAGGAGAUGGCUCGGUACCGGAAUAUGACCCCAGCAGCGACAGGAACGGCCCCCCCACAAGUCCACAAAAUGUACCGGAAGUGAAAAGCGGGCCAUCCGAUCGGCGACAACACCCAUCAUUGGAGUCCAGUUAUCCACCAGAUCUUCACAAAUCAUCACAACAUGGGGAAAAGCGGGCAUAUGUCAAAGACCCAAAAAGCAGCAGAGAGUAUAGCAGACAACUCAAUGAGCACCACACUUGGAAUGGAAUUUCUAAAAGACCUGACGGGGCCGGAGCAGGGAGGCCAAAGGAACGGACACCAGAGGGAAGGAAAGAAACCCAUCAGGAGAGGACGGUGAUCAACGGACCAAAAAAGAAAACACCCGAGAAGAGGAGAGAGGGAACAAGGAGUGCUGACAAUACUUUGGAACGGAGAGAACGGCACGAGAGGAGGCGAGAGCUUUCUCCUAGUAAGAAAAGAGAAUGGUCGCCAAGCCACAGAAAAGAUGGCUCCCCCACCAGACGGAGACGAUCCUUGGAAAGACUCUUGGAUCAAAGGAAAUCUCCAGAACGAAGAAAAGAGUAUUCGCCUGAGAGGAGGGCCAAGUCCUCUGACCGACGGAGAGAGCGGUCGCCGGAGAGGAGGCGAGCACGGUCACCGGACAGAAGGAGAGAGCGGUCACCUGAGAAGAAAAACCGAGAUGACAAGAUGAGUCAUAAAGAAAGGGAGGGCCCCAAUCAGAAGGCAGAGAUGAACAGAAGCUCCAAACACCCCCCUGAGCAGAGAAGGAGACCUUUUAAAGAAUGCAGCACUGACCUCAGUAUCUGAGCCUUUUAGGAUCAUGUUCCAGCCUUUACAGGGUUAAAGAUUUUAAGAGGGUAACAAAUUAUUUAGUUUCUUAUGUAACAAAGCAUCCAAUACCUGAUGAUCUUAAAGAAUAGCAACAAACAUUUUAUGCAGAUGAAACAUAUAAGAAAAAUAUAUGAAAGUGUUGUGCCUGAUGUAUCAUAUUAAAGAAAGUAUUUUUAAAUGUAUACUUUUGGAAAAUUAUUUGCCAAAUGCUGGCCCUAAAGGAUAUAAAUUGUGUUUCUACAUAUGAUUUUGAGUUAUGGAUGAUCAUCCUUGACUGGGCAGCCUUUCCCUCUCAUAGUCAAAUGGGGCAGUCAGUAAUUCCUCUAGGGAAGGAAGUUUAUUGAUUACAUUUAAUUAUUUGGAUUCAGACUGUUAUUUUGUGAUUUCCUGCUAUCCUGUAUCUGGGAGUUUUGAAAAGAAAUGGGGAAAGGGGGGAGGGGUUGUAAAAGCAUUACUCCAGUAGGAGCUGAGGACACUUCCUGAAGAAAUAGAAAACUAUCCUCAAAAUGAAUUAACUAUUUGGAGAGACUACUAUUAUGAUGAAGGAUAUUUAUAUGAAGACUAAGCAGAGAUUUACUUGAUUCUUGAUUUAGCGCUGGUUCAACCAACAGUUUGUAUCUUUCCAGUCUGGUAAGGAGAUAACAGGACAAGAGCCAGGGCUGCCACACCCGUGACGCAAGUGUAGACCACCAAGCUCAUUAAGAAUCCUCAACACCUACCAAGGUCGCAUUAAGGCAGCGCCACCACAGUUCAGCUCAACGACUAGAAGCAAUUGGACCAAAUGCCAAGCUUGUGUUGUAUCAUCGUCUCAGAAGUAGGAUAGCAACCAGAAAACGGGGGUCCACGCACGGUAUAAUGGAGGCAUUUGAAAUCCCCAAUAUACAAUGGGUGUGUUCAUUCCAUAAACCAGUAGACAUUCUUUGCCAGAAUUUUUAAGGGACUUGGGGAGGGGAGAAGGACAAAUUUUGCAAUUUAUUUUAUUUUACUGUUUGAUUCUUCCUGAGACAAGCAGGACAUGCCUUGUGAAUGCAAGAAAAAAAUAUUUCCCAGGAUGACCAAAGAAGCCACUGGGGGAAAGUUCACCCAAUCUGGUUGGGAAGCUCCUGCUCUGGUUAACUUUGUUGCUUGAAAAGCUCUGGACAGCAGAACAAAAUGCAAGAGUUUUUUUGUUUUGUUUUGUUUUGGGGGGGGAUGUUGUUUUUUCUUAUUUUCAUUUUUUUUUUUUUUUUGACUUGUAAUUUUUCAAGAUGCAAGUAGUGUGGUGACGUCUGCUAUGGCCGUGGUUUACGGCUGGAAUGAAUUACUGCCUAGCUGAGCCAAAACAUUCAUUCCCUUUGGACCACUCGAGUAAACUGCUGCUUGUGGCGUGUUGGUGUGUCCGUGGUCUACUGUUUCACAUCUUCCAUACAGACACCAAGCAUUGCGAGUCUAUCACUGUUGUUCCCGUGGUACUGUAAAAAAACAAAAAAAAAAAAAACAAAAAAAAAAAUUUAAAAAAAACCAACAACAAAACAAACCAAGAUGGCCAAUCAUUGUGUGUACAGAAUUUAAAUUGUAAUUAAUAGAGCCUGUUGAAACACAAAACUGUUGCCUUUUUUCUUGUAUAAAAGAGAAUUUAUGACAAAAUUUAGCUGUGAGGAAUGUGAUUAAGUGUUUAUAUUUCUGAAAAUGAAGCAAAUCGAUUCAUGGGGAUAUAUUUUAAUGUACACUGAAUCAGGUAUGUAAAGCUGUUUUCAAAUGGGAGCCUCUAUAAGUGAUUCUCAAGCUUUCAUUUAUCCCAUCACGGUGGGCCUGCCUGUGGAAUAUUAAGCCCUCAAACCCAUCCUCUGUUCUUCGCUCAUCCCUUCUUGCUGUGUGCUAUUGGCGUAAUGCUCUUUUUGGUGUUGAUGAAAAGCAGUAUAUGGGGGCCAAUCUUUUUAUAAAACACUAUGCAUAUAUAAAUAUAACAUUGUUCAUAGCUUUAUUUGACUUUUGGGUUUAUAUGUGGGGUGAGUCAAAAGUAGAUGGAGAUAUAAUACUCAAAGCCAGCUACUUUCUUUGAAAGAGACACAAUGUAUGUUACGACAUAGAAGGAGAAAGCCUGUGAAAGCUAUUUUUAUUAUUAAAUAAAAUUGUUUUUCCAUAAAAAGCAUCCAUUCAACUUUAAUAGUCAGAUUCAGGAAAAAAUAACCCUGAAUAAUGCUGUUCUUGUCCAGUUUAUUUGGGUUUUUUCUCCCCAAUGCAAGAAAUUGGAUUCUACCUAAGGCCCCGUCACUAGGAGUUGAUUCCUGAUUUCCAGCCAAAUACAUGAUGUGAAAUGCCUGCUGUCUCCAGGUUAACUCAAUAUUUGUCUCUCAUCAACGUAGAACUUUGAGUAGAUUCCAAAGUGAACCUGAUUUAGGAUAACUUAUUGUCAGAGGCGAGAUUUAGAAUUUAUAAUCUGUGUGUGCAACUGAGGUCGGUCAAAAAUCUCUGAAGACUUGGGGUAUGACAACUCAGUCUUUAUCCCCCAAUUUGAAUUUUCCCUUGGAAACACUGUAUAAUAUGAGGACUAUGCAUAAAGGUAAAGGAUUCAGUUUUCUUUGAACUGCUGUACUUGCCAUUGGGUACUUCUUUCUGGUUCACUGCUCCAGCUAGCACAGAAGUCAACGUCUUGAUGGGAGGCAACUGAUGAGUAUAUUUUGUAUGUUCAAAAUCAAAUCAUUUAGAUUUAUCCCCCCCUCCACUACACAAUCAAUGCCUGGAAGAAUGUUAGGGUGAAAACCAGACACCCUACUUGUAUUUUUUAAGUUUGAGUCUUUUGUGAAAGAUUUUUUUAAUGCAUUUUUACUGUAAAAAAAAAAAUACACGGAAAAUGUAUGCAUUCCAUAACAA